Tripterygium wilfordii is the source of this 1821-nucleotide messenger RNA. Its product is annotated as luc7-like protein 3. NCBI's taxonomy places the organism in Eukaryota, Viridiplantae, Streptophyta, Magnoliopsida, Celastrales, Celastraceae. Gene Ontology annotation, cellular component: U2-type prespliceosome; U1 snRNP. Gene Ontology annotation, molecular function: mRNA binding. The record is from RefSeq and is a predicted model, not a curated record. The transcript is spliced from 6 exons. Gene Ontology annotation, biological process: mRNA splice site recognition. Bases 388 to 768 code for a protein of 126 amino acids.
GGACCGAAAUAUCCUCAGCUCUGUUUAGGGCAACCUAUCCGCACACAGACUUCAGAACUUCCAAACAAAUCCAAAGUACAUCUCGUCGCCGAAACCCCUUCGGGGUUGGCUUCCCGGUCCUUUCCUCCCCGACUUCUAGCUUCCUUACUCCCUUUUUAUUUAUUUAUAGAAGACAUAACCGCACGAAACCCUACUCACAGCAGACGAUCCCAUUCGCAAGGAUUGGAGGAUUUGUGAGAUCUCUCCAUUUUCAGCCACGGAUGCGCAGCGAGUUUUGCUAGACGAACUCAUGGGAUCAGUGAAUAUUUAGCUCGCAACUUGACGGAGGAAGAGAGAAAGGGGUACAAGGAACUCACGUAGGAAGAAAGGGAGGUUUGUCGAUUCUAUAUGGUUCGGCUUUGUCCUCAUGACCUCUUUGUGAACACUUGGAGUGAUCUCGGUCCAUGCCCAAGAAUUCAUGAUCAGAAAUUGAAAGAAAGUUUUGAGAAGUCUCCAAGGCAUGAUGCUUAUGUCCCCAAGUUUGAAGCUGAACUUGCUCAGUUUUGUGAGAAAUUGGUGAUGGACUUGGAUAGAAGAGUUAGAUGUGGACAUGAACGCCUUGGUCAAGAGGUUGCUCCAUUGCCAUCUGAAAAAUCUGAACAGCUAUCUGUGUUGGAAGAGAAAAUAAGGAACCUGCUGCCGCUGGAGCAAGUUGAGGCACCUGGUGUAGCUGGAAAGGUUGAUGAAGCUGAAGCACUUAUGAGAAAGUCCCAAGGCUGCGCUUAUUAGAAGUAUCGUGACAGAGAUUCGAGCGAGCUUUGCGACACUUCCUCAAGCAAUUUUGGUAAUGUUCUCACUUUUAAAAUUGAAUCAUUACUGAGCAUGAUUAAUGAAGAUGUUCGCAUCAUAGGACUUUGGGGGAUGGGACGUAUAGGUAAGGAAACACUGGCUAAAGCUUUCUUCAACCAUAAUUAUCCAAAAUUUGAAGAGGACAUUGCGUUCGUGAAGAUAUCAGUGAAAAAUAUGAGAAGCAUGUACUAAAUUAGUGACGAGAUAAACAUGUUACUAGUUGCUUUUGUUUGAAAGCAUAUGAGCCAAAAAGAUAAAACUUUCAUUGUAAUCCAAUAUUGGAACCUCAUAGAUUCUAUCAACUACAUUCUUUAGCACUUGUUUGUCCCUACUUAUUAUGAUGACAAUACUUCCUGGACCAAGACAAUCGUGCUGUCCAAUAUGUUGAAGUCAUCUACAUCAUCCAAAACAAUAAGAACCUUCGCCUCUCCCUUAUAAACAGAAUUCCCAGAUUAGAAGUGACUAGAUUUAAGUUUUCGUCUCUUAGAAUUCCAAUAACAAGUUUCAUUUAGUAACGCUUCUCACAUGUUUCUCUGAUAUCUUCAAGGAUACAAUGCCCUUCAAAUUAUGGACAAUUAUGGUUAAAGAAAGCUUUAGCAAGUGUUGUCUUACCUAUACCUUCCAUCCCCCAAAGUCCUAUGAUGCGAACAUCUUCAUUAAUCAUACUCAGUAAUGAUUCAAUUUUCUUAAAGUGAGAAUUCAUUCCAACAAGAUUACCAAGAUGCUGUGGAUGUUUCAAGAACUGUUUAUUUCUCUAUGGAAUGAAAUUAACAAUGAGCUCCAAAUGUGCGUUAAUGUUUCUGCCAACACACCAUAUAUCAUAUACUUCAUUAUCUAUACACUAUUUUGUGAAUUGGCUCUUUGAAAAUUACAGUUAGAUCCCUCUUAUAGUUUGUACCAUAUUAGCUUGCAUAAUCCUCGGAACUCAUUGUAGCGAGUUUAUUUAAGGCUAGCUAGCCUCUUAAAUAAAAUCAUACGAAAGAUCUUAUUCCA